AUGCCGGUACGGUCGGGUUUUCUGCUGAUGUUGCUCUGGCUCCACCAACGGGAACCGGUGGCCUCGCAGGUUCCCGAACCCCAGAUGCCGCAGCGCUGCAAUGGAGGUAUCUGCAUCCUGCCGGAGCUGUGCCGUCCCGUCAGCGUUAACGUGUACGACGAGGUGCAUCUGGACUUCUUCAGCGUUUCAAGUUUCGAUCGUUCCAGCUCCGAUGAGUGCCGGCAGUCGGAUCACAAGUGUUGCCCCUUCGAGCGCAUCCUUCGUCCACCGGACACGGAUGCCCCGGACGAAGAUGAGAUCGUUUGCGCCGCACGGAACAACAACGGCAUUGGGCACGUCGAGCAGCCGGACAAAACGCGUGCCAAAUACGGAGAGUUUCCCUGGAUGGCGUUCGUGUACACCGCGCAGACCGAAUACGAGCUGUACCUAUGCGGAGGCACACUGAUCCAUUCGAAGGUGGUCAUCACGAUCGCGCACUGCGUUGAAAACCGUACCAGCAGCGAGCUUCGCGUGCGACUAGGUGAAUGGGAUCUCGAGCACAUGGUCGAGAUUUAUCCACCACAGGAUCGUGCCGUCGUUGCGACCAUCAUGCACCCGCAGUUCUACAGCGACCUGCUGCUGAACGACAUCGCGAUCCUCUUCCUCGACGAACACGUCGACUUUACGGAGGUGGUUGGCAUCGCUUGUCUGCCUCCGCAGAAUGAAAACUUUGACCACCAACGGUGCCUUUUCACAGGCUGGGGCGAAGACGAGCGAGGCCGCAACUCGUCCGUGCUCAAACGCACAAAGCUUCCGAUCGUUCCGAAUGGCCAGUGUCAACGCGUGUUGCGGCGACAUCUACUGAACCGGCACUUCCGGUUGCACCAAGGAUUCCUCUGUGCCGGAGGUGAAUCGGGCAAGGAUGCUUGCCGUGGCGAUGGUGGAUCACCGCUCGUGUGCCCAAUACCGCACUCCGAGAAUCAGUACUUUGUGGUAGGGUUGGUCGCGUUUGGAUACGAAUGUGGCACGCAAGGUGUGCCGGGAGUCUACGUGAAUGUUCCUCACUAUCGCGAUUGGAUUGAUGGUGAGAUAGAAAAGAUGUAUCAUGUUGAUAUCUUCGUUUAGGCCCAGCCCAACCAGCUCGAUUUGAGCUUACGUUCGCUCACAGUCCGCAUUAAGCUUAUGAUUACGCAA
Anopheles nili is the source of this 1173-nucleotide messenger RNA. Its product is annotated as phenoloxidase-activating factor 2-like. The coding region runs from base 1 to 1104 and encodes 367 amino acids. The record is from RefSeq and is a predicted model, not a curated record. The transcript has 5 exons. Gene Ontology annotation, molecular function: serine-type endopeptidase activity. NCBI's taxonomy places the organism in Eukaryota, Metazoa, Arthropoda, Insecta, Diptera, Culicidae. Gene Ontology annotation, biological process: proteolysis.